Molecule: messenger RNA, 1886 nt
Organism: Amblyraja radiata (thorny skate)
Lineage: Eukaryota; Metazoa; Chordata; Chondrichthyes; Rajiformes; Rajidae
Gene: dr1
Product: down-regulator of transcription 1
Exons: 3
Coding region: 322-855 (177 amino acids)
Biological process (GO): RNA polymerase II preinitiation complex assembly; negative regulation of transcription by RNA polymerase II
Cellular component (GO): negative cofactor 2 complex
Molecular function (GO): RNA polymerase II general transcription initiation factor activity; TBP-class protein binding; protein heterodimerization activity
Source: RefSeq, a predicted model, not a curated record
AGCGCGGGCCGUUUCCGCCGAGCGAUUGAAGAUGGCGCCGCGGCCGGGAGCGGGGUAACGAGGACGGACGGGGCUCGGCUCGGCGACCGGCUUGAAACCCUCCUCCCGCUCGGAGCUUUCAUGCGAUUUAACGGACCCCUGAAACACCCCGAGCGAGCGGACAGAAGGAUAUAGGGGGGUUUAAACCACAAAGGGGGCGCUGCUUCACCCCCUUGAAGAGUGUGCGGGGGCGCUUCCUCCAAGGGGGUGGGGGGGCGGGAGAGGUUUUAUUGUUUUGUUUUUAUUUUAUUGACCGGGGGAAGAAAGUAGAUAAAGCCUGUCAUGGCUUCGGCGUCGGGCAACGACGACGACCUGACCAUUCCCCGGGCGGCCAUCAACAAAAUGAUCAAAGAGACGCUGCCCAACGUGCGGGUGGCGAACGAAGCCCGGGAGCUGGUGGUGAGCUGCUGCACCGAGUUCAUUCACCUCAUCUCAUCCGAGGCCAACGAGAUCUGCAACAAGUCGGAGAAGAAGACCAUCUCCCCGGAGCACGUUAUCCAAGCCCUGGACAGUCUUGGCUUUUGCUCGUACAUUAGUGAAGUAAAGGAAGUCUUGCAAGAAUGCAAAACAGUAGCACUAAAGAGGAGAAAAGCGAGCUCACGACUAGAGAACCUUGGCAUACCAGAAGAAGAAUUAUUGAGGCAGCAACAGGAGCUAUUUGCAAAAGCCAGACAACAGCAGGCAGAAUUAGCCCAGCAGGAGUGGUUACAGAUGCAACAAGCUGCCCAUCAAGCACAGUUAGCAGCAUCAGCCACAUCCAAUCCACUCAAUAAAGCUGGAUCAUCACAAGAUGAAGAUGAAGAGGAUGAUGUUUAAAUUUAACCAGCAAAUUUACUUUUACACAGAUGUCCUUUUACCGCACAUUAACAGUGACCUGGCCCGUCUGCAACUUUCAGCUUCAUUCACAACUUUGCAGGCUGGCUAUUGGUGUCAGGGGGUCAUUGGGCAAGUUAAAACUGUCAUGAGUUUUCAGGUGUAACAACCAAUCACUUAUAUGUGGAAAUGCAGAGGAUUGGAAGUUAUUAGAAUAUUACAUUUAUAUACGACGGGCAGCCAGAGAUGGGAGCAUCAAAUCAAUGCAGUACUUUAACGCUCCACAGCCUGUUUCUUGCAUCUUUCUGAAAAUCAGUAUUGUUAAUGCUCGUGAAUCUGAGAAUUAAUGCUUCAGUUUGUGUAACCGUUUGCUCCCUUACUGUUUAAUACUGAAAGCAAAUUUAUUGUGGCUUAUUUAAGUUUGCAAUCGAAAUGGGGUUUUUUUUUAAUGAGCAACUUGUAACAUGGGUGAAACUGACUUUAAAAAAAAAAGUCAACCUGCCCUUGCUUGACGGAGUUCACAGAAUUUUAAAGAGUAACAUUAUUAUUAACUUUGAUAAAACCAGAUAGCCAGAUCUAUAGUUGGCUAUUUAGUCUUAAUUUUACAUGGCAUAUGUCCUGCUUCAUGGUUAGUUUUAACCCCUAGGUGUAAUGUAAGUCUAUUUCCAGAAGUAAGGGUUGAAAGCAAAGCACAUUUUUGUCAGCAGUUUCAGUACCAAAGAGUGAAUUCAGCAUUGGAAAAAAUGGCAAAUGAAGUGGGCUCUUCAGGAAGCCUGUUAAACUGCUGCUUAAAUGUUUCUGUACUGUAAUGUUUCAUGUUCUUUAACAAAUAUGCAUUACUGUUGAUGAUUUUGGGAUUGGCAAAUGUCAUCUGUGGAAGAUUUCAUUGUGGAGCAAAUGUUUUUUUUUAAAUCUGCAUUGCAGGGUUGAUUGUGCUGGUUAAUACAUAACUCUUCCAUGGUGCUUAUUGUUCUUACAUUUUUCAUGUGCUGGUUCUCUUAGCAAUAAAAAGACAGGUUUUUAUUAAAAAAAAA